Porites evermanni is the source of this 3427-nucleotide messenger RNA. The record is from the annotation of a GenBank genome assembly. Lineage: Eukaryota; Metazoa; Cnidaria; Anthozoa; Scleractinia; Poritidae.
AUGGAAUUAGAAGAAAAAGUAAGGAUACUCAAAGAACAAUUCAGUUCUUUGCCAAGGAUCCUUAUCAAAAAGACUCUUUGUAGCGAUGACAUUAAUGAAGACCUUGAGAAAUGCAAACAGCGGUUGCAAGAAUUUAACAAGCAAAUUAAUAAUCCAUCUCUCAGGAGUACCUCAGCAGGCACUACAACGAGAUUACAUGAUCCGUCACAGGAAGGGUGUGUCAGCACAGACAAGGCAGAAGAUCUUUCUGAAAAUGUUUUGGAGAAUCGAAAUGUAAAAGGUAAGCAUAGCACCCCAAAGAGGGGAACCGUAAAUCUCAAACGAUAAAUGUGUUAACAGCAUAGAUGACCACUAUUAUAUGACUUGACCAAGCAAGCGUGCCCUGUCUCCAUGUGUGUACUAAAUCGGCCUCGUGUUCUUUAUAUUCGCUCUGGUUUCGCUUUAUAUUUACCCUGAUUUUAGUUUUUAUGAUGAUUUUUAGACUUUUUUCUAUUAUUCAUAUAGCUCAUAUAAAUCUCGUUCUUUAUUAAGUCAGGGUGAUUGGGAUCGUUCAGUCCUGUGACACUUUUAGGCAAUAGUAAUUGUGUUAUGGUAGGAAGCUUUACUGAAACAGAAAAGUCGAACAUUUUUCUUUUUAAUUCUUGUUCUUCCCUUUUAUCUUACUUUCCUCCCUCUUCUUCUUCUUCUUCUUCUUCUUCUUCUUCUUCUUCUUCUUCUUCUUCUUCUUCUUCUUCUUCUUCUUCUUCUUAUUAUUAUUAUUAUUAUUAUUAUUAUUAUUCUCCUUUUUCUACGUCUUUUCCCUUUUCGUCUGGCUUUCCACUGUCAGUCAGCAACCCUUGAAAAGGACCCUUUAGAUGAUUCAGAAAGCACAUGCAUUCAAAACCAAGAUAUGGGACAAAAAUACUGCUAUGUACAUUUUAGGUGGCUUGUCCUCCUCUUUCAAGUCUUUUGCUGCUCCGAAUCCUUGUGGGUGGAACAACGGUACCACGUUUGCAGAGCAAAGACCUCUUGAUAACUGCAACGUGAAGCCUGUGUUCUCAGCUCCAAAACUUGAACAACUAUCGGAUCUAGCAAAGAUGAUGUUGCAGAGUCCAGGAAUCAUAGCCGAAAAUCCCAAAAUGAUGGUUCCAGAUCCUCCCAAACUUAAAUCCCAGUCAAAUGCUAUUAACAGUGGCAAACACAGCGUUUAUGAAGCUUGCCUGAACCCUUAUGCAAGCAAAAUGACAUUUGAAAAACAAAGAUAUCUUCAUAACGGCGACGUGAAACCUACGAUCUCAUCAGUUCGGAAACUUGGAGAAGUAUCGGAUCCAGCAAAGAUAAUCACACAGAGCCCAGCGGUCAUAUCCAAAGGCAAAAGGAUGGUCCCAGAUUCCCCGAAACCUAAAUCCAAAUCAAAUGUUAAUCUUCAUAAUAACACGGAAAAGGUGUCGCAUCCUGAAAUAAUGCGCACACAGAAAGAAGAGUUAGCCACUACUGUAAAGAGGAAUGCCCCUAGUCCCCCCAAAACCAAACCUAAACCAGCCUGGAGGACAAAACGAGGUAAGACAAGAGCCCUUUAAUUUAUGAUAAGACAUCAAGGCAGAAAACAGAAGAAGAAUUUUUUUUCAGGAGUAAAAAAGUUAUUUCCAGUGAUGAGACGGGUCAGCCUUCCUAAUGAAAUGCAGUGGACUAGAAAGAAGGUUUCCACACUGAAUGUUAUGUUUCGUAUUGGAGAGCGCAAUAUAUGUUAUAACUAGGUUCUAGGCGUGUAUAUUUUGCCUUCCUUUGUUAUUCGAGAUCAAGCAAUAAAAUUGUGUUUCAAGUGUAAGUAUUAAGUUAUACCGAAAGAAAUCUACAACUGCAUAAGAUGCAUGACGAGUUUAACUUCCCUGGAGCCGCUUCCGACAACCCACGAGCCCAUACAAUAAUACAUCUGCCACAACAGUUAUAUGUUCUUGGCAACAAGGCCAAUAAGGGUCCCACAAGCUUACACCUAACAUUAGUCCUGUGAAGAGCUGUACUAUCAUUUCUUUCUUUUUCUUUUUUACUGUUUUUUUUUGGGUGUCGUUGAAAAGGAUAUAUUCGGCUUUUAGAUGUUUAACUUUUUUUAUUCCAUAGUGCAAAACGAGGUAUAUAAGCAAAAAAAGACACAAAACAGCGGAGAAGAUGAACGGCACUCCAGUGAAAGAACAGUAUCUGAGGCCUCCUUUAAUGCCGGCGUGAAUACUCAAGAAUUAGAGGAGAAGAUCAAAAAGCUCCACGAGGAAUUCCCUCGUUCGCCGAGAGUGCUCAUUAAGAAGACUCUUUGUAGUGAUGACGUUCAGUGUGAUCUUGUGAAAGCCAAAAGACGGCUACAGGAAUUUUCACAAAUAGACGAUCCAUCUCUCAAGAGUCCUGUGGCAAGUGAGUUCAUCUCAGACAACUCAAACAGAGAUUUGCAGAUGAGCAAAGGGAAACCUCAUUCAGGUUUGUAAAUAAUGAAAAAAGUUGCUAUGUAAGUACUGGAGACCAUAUUUUUUAGAUUUAUUGCCCUUAAUGUUUCUGUUCAUUUCCUUAUGAAAAGGACUCUAGCGGAAUUGCACUCCUUCAUCAUUCGGAAAUGUUGCAAUUCGAAUGGAAACAUUUGAUUGACGUCCACGACAACUCAGGUUGCAACCUAGAAAAAAACCUAUCAAGGGAGUGUGUUAUUGGAAACCGCUGUACGUUGUACGAGUAUAUUCCGCAUUUCCUUGUUAGUCGAUAUCUAAGAAUGAAAAAGUAGCACGGGUAGUAUAAAGUUAACCUGAAGAAAAUCUAGAGCAACAUAAGAUAACGACUCGGUCGAACUCUGGCUUUAAGUUGCCAGGAGUUGUGUCCAACGAACCGUGUAUACAAGCUCGGAUAUUAUUCAUUAUUUUUAGUUAGAAUAGUUCAGCUCGCUCGAACAAUAUUUUGCCAGUAGCGACCAAAGAACAAUAUGCACAGAUUAUCUUGAUGUUGGUCUUCUGGGAAGAGGUGCAUGUGUUGCUGUUGAAAAGGAUGUUAUGCGUUUUAAUCUUUGUAUUUUUAUCGUGUUCCGGGCUCCUAGCUGGCUAACUUUUUUUAUUCCAUAGUGCAAAACGAGGUAUAUAGGCACAAAAACAUACAAAACAGCGGAGAAGAUGAACGGCACUCCAGUGAAAGAACAGUAACUGAGGCCUCCUCUAAUGUCAGCAUGAAUUCUCAAGAAUUAGAGGAUAAGAUCAGAAAGCUCCAGGAGGAAUUCCCUCGUUCACCGAGAGUGCUCAUUAAGAAGACUCUUUGUAGUGAUGACGUUCAGUGUGAUCUUGUGAAAGCCAAAAAACGGUUACAGGAAUUUUCACAAAUAGACGAUCCAUCCCUCAAGAGUCCUGUGGCAACUGGGUUCGUCUCAGACAACUCAUACAGAGAUCCACAGAUGGGCAAAGGGAAACCUCAUUCAGGUUUGUAA